ACACAUAAACACACAGUAUUUUACUUUCAGGUGGUUUCCAUGUUUAAACCCUAUCUUUUUCUCUUCUUCUUCUUCAUUUUUACAGUGCUGAUUUCAAACAUCCAUUCUCAACAAACAGAAGAUAUAACACCAACUCUGACUGUGCAGCCUCAGAGGUCUGUGUUCAUUGGAGACACAGUUACUUUGAUCUGUGAGAUUCAUCAGUCCACUGGAUGGAAGUUUAUCUUCAUAAACCCUUCAAACACUGAAUCCACUGAAACUACAGGAACUAAAACAAUCAGAUCUGUGCAAGUCUCUGAUGGAGGAGAGUACAAGUGCAGAGCUGGAAGAGGAAAUCCUCAGGUUUACACACAAUACAGUGAACCAGUAACAGUGAGAGUACAGGAUAUAACACCAACUCUGACUGUGCAGCCACAGACGUCUGUGUUUAUUGGAGACACAGUUACUCUGAUCUGUGAGAUUCAUCAGUCCACUGGAUGGGAGUUUAUCUUUAUCACACCAUCAAACACUGAAUCCACUGAAACUACAGGAACUAAAACAAUCAGAUCUGUGCGAGUCUCUGAUGGAGGAGAGUACAAGUGCAGAGCUGGAAGAGGAAACCCUCAGGUUUACACACAAUACAGUGAACCAAUAACAGUGAGAGUACAGGAUAUAACACCAACUCUGACUGUGCAGCCACAGACGUCUGUGUUUAUUGGAGACACAGUUACUCUGAUCUGUGAGGUUCAUCAGUCCACUGGAUGGGAGUUUAUCUUUAUCAGACCACCAAACACUCAAUCCACUGAAACUACAGGAACUAAAACAAUCAGAUCUGUGCAAGUCUCUGAUGGAGGAAAGUACAAGUGCAGAGCUGGAAGAGGAAAUCCUCAGGUUUACACACAAUACAGUGAACCAAUAACAGUGACAUUACAGAAAAGACCACCACCUCAGUUGUCUGUUUGGCCUGAUAAUCAUGUAUUCAGAGGAGAAAGUAUCCAUCUCAGAUGUGUCAUCAAUGGAGGAGGAGUCAUUAGCUGGCAGUACAGCUGGUAUAAAGAUGAUUCAGACAUUCAGCAGAAUGAACAUCAGUAUUACACAAUCAGAUCUGUUAUUGAGUAUGACGCAGGUAAAUACACCUGUAAAGGAAAAGAGACCAGAGGAUCAAGAUACUCACACAUCAGUAAUGCAGUUACACUGACAGUAUCAGGAUCAAAACCUAAACUCAUAUCAGAUACUGAAGGAUCUGUACUGACAGGUAACACAGUAACUCUGAAGUGUCACAUUAAUCAUUGGUCUACUGGAUGGACGUUUUACUGGUACAACAACACACAAAACACUGAGAAGAUGACAACAGAAACAAACUCUUACACAAUCCACAGUGUUAAAGUUUCAGAUGGAGGUCAGUACUGGUGUAGAGCUGGAAGAGGAAAAUCAGGCUAUUACACAGACUACAGUGAUGGACUGUGGAUAAAUGUUACAGCCGCAAGAUCUUCAUCUCUUGGUCUUAUUGUUGGUCUGUGUCUUGGACUGAGCGUCAUGUUUUUGAUCUUUUUCUUGGUCCUGCUGUGGUGCUACAAAAACAAAAAAUUCUGUCAGUGUCUCUCAGCUGUCAGUCAACAGCAGAACAUCAGUCAGACAUCAGAUCAGAAACAGACUGAAGAUGUUUACACUCCACUGCAGUUUGGAGAUUCUCAUCUUUAUGACUCUCUAAAUACAGCAAACAAUAAAGACACAAGUGCAGACAAUGUAAGUGAAGCAGCUGAUCACAUCUAUGCUAAUAUUGAACUGAAACCUCAGAAAGAAAUAAAGAAAAAGAAAGAAAUAAAAGAAAGGAAAUAACAGUGAAGGUGGGAACAUUGUGUAGUAAAGAAAUGAGGAGGUCAAGAUGUUAUUUCUGGAUCUGUUGAUGUGACUUAUGCUUAAAUUUAAAAAAGGCUAGAGGAGAGAAGGCAGCAAUACAGUAACUUAUGCUUAAUAUUAUCAAUAUUGAGCUCAGAUGCUCUUUUAAAAAUGGGACUAUGAUAUUAACCCAAUGCUCUCGGCAUGUAUACGUUCAUCAAAUACUUUCAUUUCAAAUCCACUUAAUCCCAGCCUCAGGCUAUUCAGAAAUACUGUUUUGUUGGCAGAAGACAUCAAGAGUCUGUUUAAAAAUGCUCAUUUAUAAAGAAACUGAGCUCUUUAUAUUUUUUCUAUUAACAUCUAUUUCUCUUUUAACCCUUUACAUGCAACUUUUUGCAUAGUGUGCAUUAAAGUGCAACAAUUUUCUUGCUAAAAACAACAUUAUUUUGUGUAUUUGGUUUAAUAAAAAGUGUUCGCGUGGGUUAUGGUUAAAAAAACACAGAUUUUGUACAAAACUCAUCGAAAUGAACACUGUGUCCCUGAUUGGCCAGCUAAUCUAUACGUUGUGAUUGGCCUGAAAACCUCUGACGUAAGCCAGAAAUGUAAUGCUCCUUAUCAUGUUUGUAAGAUUAACUCAUAAUGGAAUGCUGACAGGAGUUAACUCAGGGAUGGGAUUUUUCCGUAUAAAUAAGGAUUUUCGUAUUUUCUGACCUUGGUGGGAUGACCCGUCUGAAUCGCGUAAAUCCGAUGAGUUUUUUUUUUUUAGAUGGGGGGGUAACCACGCGCGUGUUGUAUGCCCGUGUUGUUCCAAGUGCUGUCUCAGUAUGCAUGCGUUGUCUGUAUGCGCGCGCUGUCUUUGUGCGCGAGCUUCGCCGUCAUCCAACAUGGAUCCCAGACGUUUUCUGUGUUUUACGUCAUACACAUCAGGCAUGAAAAUCCCUCACCUUUCGGCGAAAUUCGCCGUUUUGAAGCCAAAAAAGGUGACCCACGUGAAUAGUGUAGAUUCGAUGAGAAAACAUUUUCGGUGGGAGGGGGGUAUGCGCGUUGUUUGUAGACGCGCCCUUCCCCGUCAUCCAACAUGUAUACCAGACAUUAGAUUUAUUUGAGUUCAUGCUGCGCUGCAAAAACCGACAGGCAGCCGCAGGUGACAUCAAAGUAUCACGAGAGCGAAUCAAGAUGUCAUAAGGAAGUCUGCUUUCGAACGGCUCUCGCGCUACUUUGAUGUCUUCCGCAUUUCUGUGUUCUUCGUCAUACAAGCUUGUUGAAGAUGCGUAGAGCGACUGCCUUCUGUUAGGAUGUCAGUUUGAUUGGUUGCUUUGUUUCUGUGUUUUCAUUGUCUGUGUUUGUUUUACAGCUCUGCUCAUGCGCGUUUGUCAUUUGGGUUCUUCAUCAGCGUGAUUUCCUACACCUGCGUCACCACACCUGUUAAUUAUUUACUCCUCGUUUGAUUGUUAUAUUAGUGCCCUUAGCCCUUUGUUCUCUGCGAGUUCGUCAUUGUAUGUGCCUUGCCAUAUCUCCUGUCCUGUCUUGUCUAGUCGGUCUAGUACCCAGUAUCGUAUAACUCUAGUUAUCUGUUCAUUUUGUUAUUUUAUUUUCUCUUCCUAGUCUAGUUAUUAAUCAUAGCUCCUGUUGAUUUCUUUAGUUAUUUUCCGUAUUUUACCUGAGUUCUCUGCUGUCGCCAUCUGCCAGGUUACCCACCGCACUGCUUUCUCUGAGUGGUUGACAUCUCACACUCCGCUGCAGCUUCGGCUGUUGUGCUGCCCGAGGCGCUGUCCAGCGUACCUACGCAGGGUCUGAAGCCGCGGUCCGACAAGCUCGGUUAAAUUCUCCGUGGAAGUUAAAUUAUUCACCCUGUCAUCGCGCAGUGGAUUACUCACCCUGACAUCGCUCUGUGGAUCUGUCACCCUGUCUACAAGCAGUGGAUUUCUCAGCUGGCCUUCGCUCAUUGGAACUCUCACCCUGUCUACGCACAGCGGAUAAUCUCACCCUGUCUACGCACAGCGGAUAAUUUCACCCUGUCGACGCACAGCGGAUCUUUCUCUCUCUCUGAUUUAUUCUCUUCAUUAUUCACCCAAGCUCAGCCUUGUGGACACUGACUGCCUU
This is a messenger RNA of Misgurnus anguillicaudatus (oriental weatherfish), 3921 nucleotides long. The record is from RefSeq and is a predicted model, not a curated record. NCBI's taxonomy places the organism in Eukaryota, Metazoa, Chordata, Actinopteri, Cypriniformes, Cobitidae.